This is a messenger RNA of Pocillopora meandrina, 389 nucleotides long. The record is from the annotation of a GenBank genome assembly. NCBI's taxonomy places the organism in Eukaryota, Metazoa, Cnidaria, Anthozoa, Scleractinia, Pocilloporidae.
AUGUCGCGUCGCCCUAAAAGUUUUAGCAGCCCACAGCUGGGUAAAACGCGGGUGACCAGAUCAGUCACAGAUCGAAGUAAGGCAAAAACAAGCAGUUUCAAAUUACUUUUGACGAUCAAUUGAAAGUUACUUUCAUUAAUUAUCACCGGAAUUUUACGAAAGUUCCAUAACAUUUGCGUUCCCUUUACUUUUAGGAAGCGUCACUUUAAUGUUUGUGGGAGACAUUUCCUUCUCUGACCCGGUGAGGAUAUUACUUAGAAUGCGGUUAUCACUCGUAUAAUGACUCUUUCAACGACGUGGCACCAUAUUUGAGAGAGGCUGAUAUCUCUGCGGGUAAUCUGGAGUCUCCUUUUGUUAAUCAAGAGAUGCUCAGUGGACGAACCUCUUAA